Molecule: messenger RNA, 5388 nt
Organism: Prorocentrum cordatum
Lineage: Eukaryota; Dinophyceae; Prorocentrales; Prorocentraceae
Source: the annotation of a GenBank genome assembly
GCGCGAGGCUGGGUGGCCCAGGCGGCUGUCGAGGACCCCGACGGUGGAGACGAGGACCUCGGAGAGGCGGAGGCCGUCGUGCCCGCGCCCGUGGAGGACGGGCCCGUGCCGAUCGUCCCGUUGGCGGUGGCCCAGGGCAAAUGCUACUGCAGCACGGGCUACACAGCAGGCGGCCUUGAGCGGUGCCGGUUCGCGGGGCGGGCGCUGCGGGUCUCCAGCGCAGAGCCGCCGCUGCGCUUCGCGAAGGCCGAGUUCCUCUUCAGCGGCGACGGCCACUGGGACUGGGUGGCCAGCCACCCUGGGCAGCCGAGCGCGGUGACAGAGCGCCCGCUCAUCCACGUGUUCUCGGAGAACCCGUGCUCAGUCGUGGAGGGGCGGGUGACGUGCGCCGAGCUGAUCCACGUGGCGGACGGGGAGGAGCUCGGCCUCACGGACCUGCGGGCGCUGUUCGUCGAGUGCCAGGAGGCGAACCCAGAGGCGGCUUGGCCAGCAGCAUGCCUCGGGCCGCUGGUCGCCGCCGCCGCCCCCGCGAGGCCCGCUGCGGUGGCCAAAGCGACGGGUCGCCCGCCAGCCGCAGCAGGUUGUCCCAGGGCCCCGCCUGGCGCUGCCCCCUUCGACGAUUUCCGGAGCGUAGGAGGCUCGUCGCGCGGCCCUGGCUCAGAGCUGGCCGCAGACGAGGAGGCAGCUGCCGCGGGCGGCCUUGGAGGCAAGCUCGCAGGGGCUCGUGUGCGCCUCGAGGAGGGGAAGCGGGCUGCUGGCGACGUCAACCUGGACGGCUCCCCCCUCGGCGCAGAGGCGGCUGGCGAGGGGCCUGUGAAGAAGCGGUCGCUCGGGGACCUGCUGGUCGAGCGCGCCGCGAAGCUCAAGAGGGCCGCCUCGGACGCGGGCCCCCGAGGGUCAGGGGGCCCUGUGCCCGAGCGGGCGCCGCCAGGAGCUGGUCUGAGCGGCGGCAUGGCGGAGCUGGCGCAGGCGCUCGUGAUGGCCAUCCGCGAGGGCAAGGAGGCUCCCCCUGGCGGCAUCGGCGGGGGCGGCCUCGGCUCCUUGGACCCCGCGGCGGUGCCGCGCGACCUGGCCACGAGGGGGGGGGCGGCCGUCGACGCGACGGGCCCGAUCGCGCUGCGGUACCUCCUCACGAUCUACCUGCCGCAGCAUCCGGUGAAGGAGAUCGGCGUGCAGACGUGCCGCGAGCUCCGCACCCUCGCGGAGGCGGUGGACCUGCUGAUGCAGGGGAAGGCGGCCUACGCCUGCGACCUGAUCGUCCAGGGCCUAAAGGCGCUGCAGGGGUCGGCAGCCCCGCCGCCGUGGAAGAUGUCCUUCGCGGAGAUGCGGAAGGAGUUCCCGAAGCAGCCGGGGGAGACGAACACCCAGCACCGCCUGCGAGCCUUCAAAGCUCGUGCGGCGGGCGUCGCGGAGCCCCCGCUGGCCACCGCGCUGCAGUGCUGGUCCGACGAGCUCUCCCUCGGCUUCGGCAAGAGCAUCGUCGCGGUCGACCUGGCGGCGCAGCUGGCGGCAGCGGAGGUGGACCGCUGGCUGGCCCACAGUGCCUUGCCCAAGGCACGCAGGUGCCGCCGCCGCGCCGUGGCGCGGGAGGUCAGCGAGCAGGCGUGGCUGCACCUCAGCGUGGUGGCGCUCAACUGUGCGUUCUGCGGCCGCGCGCAGGAAGGCUGGCGCCACAGGCCGACCCUGUCGAAGGCGCAGACGCAGGUCUACGUGCACUUGAAGUGCCGAGCGGCGGCCCUGGCGGAGGACCCGCUCGCCAUGGUCGUGGUCCCUGCGAUCGACGAGCUGGCGGGCGGCUGCGGGUCAGCGUACGAGGGCGAGACGGGCGUGAAGGCCCUCCCCUGCCGGCUCUGCGAGCUGGCCCCUGGCCUGCCCGCGCGGGAGUGCGCUGCCACGCUCGACGCGAUCGACUUCGUUGACGACGAGGUCGGCGCUUGGCUGCGCCGCCCCGAGCUGGCGCUCCUCGACCAGUCCGACUGGCCCGACCCGCUGCCGCGGGCCCGCGUGAACGUGGAGACGGAGGCGGACUGGGAGGAGCUGGCGCUGCACCUCGUGUCGCUCAGCAUCUUCACCACGCUCGCGGAGAGCGAGCUGGUCCGCGUGAGGGGCGAGCCCGUGCUGAACGGCCUGUUCGUGGUGGAGAAGAAGGGCACCCCAGCGCUUGGCGCCACGCGGGUCACCAGGCUCAUCCCCAACAUGGUGCCAGGCAACUCGCUCCUGAAGGCCCACGUGGGCGAGGCGGCGCUGCUCGCGGCCUCGACGUCCUGGACGUCGGUCGUGAUCCCCGAAGGGAAGCUGCUGCUGUGGUCGGGCGACGACCAGAAGGGGGCCUUCUUCGUGUGGCGGGCCCCGCCCGCGUGGCACCCCUACAUGGCCGUGGGGCGGCCGCUCGCGGGCAAGCUGUUUGGCCGCUCGGAGCCCGUCGUCUACGUGACCUCGGCUGUCAUCGCCAUGGGCUGGUCGCUCGCGGUGCCCGUUUUCCAGCACAUUCACCGACGGCUGUGCCGCCUGGCGCCGCCCCUCGGGGCGGGGCUUCCCCCAGACGGGGAGAGGCGCAAGGAUUGCGCGCGGCCCCUGGUCGAGGCAGGCAGCGGCCAGGACGCUGGCUGGUGGCAGGUCUACAUCGACGACUUCGAUGCGCCGGAGAUCGUCGAGGAGGUUUUGGCCCGCAAGCUCGUGGGGGCCCCGAGCGACCUCCAGAUGCAGGUCCGCGCCAGCUACGAGAGGGCGAGCGCCUCCUUCUCGGCCGAGAAGGCGCACUGCAGGCAGCUGAGGGUCGAGCGCAUGGGCGCGGACGUCGACGGCGUCAGCGGGCGCCUCGCUGUCCCCGCCUCCAAGGCGCUGACCACUGCGGGCCUCUGCUUGGCCGCGGUGCAGCGGCGCCUGGUCCCGUGGCGCGUUGCCAUGGCGGCCCUCGGCGAGCUCGCGAGGGCCUUCGAGUUCAGGCGGCCGCUCUUCGGGGUCCUGAACUCCGUCUGGACGCUGGCUGCGUCCUCAGCGCAGGAGGCUUACCUGGACGCGGAGAUGGUGGAGGAGCUCCUCAUGGGCGUGAUGGUCCUGCCGCUGGCCGCCUCCUCGCUGCGGGCGCGCGUCGACGGCAUGGUCACGUCCUCGGACGCGUCGGAGAUGGGCGGCGGCGUGUGCACGUCAGCCGGCCUGCGCGAGGAUGUCGCCGCCGCCUUGCAGGUGCCGAGGACGGUCCCCGACCAGCUGGGGAUAGGGGCCAGGCUCCUCAACAUGCCCGAGGACCCCGCCCGACCGUGGGCGGCAGCCAACCCACGCGUCCCCGCCAGGGCAGUCCGCAGGGUGUUGUCGGUGCUGGUCAUCGGCCUGUUCGACGGCAUCGGAGGCCUCGCCGUCGCCUUCUCGAGGCUGCCCUUCCGCAUCGCGGCCUACGUCGCGGCCGAGACGGACGCCGAGGCGAGGCGCGUUGUCAGGCUCCGCUGGCUAGGUGUCAUCGACUGGGGCGACGUCACCCGCGUUGGCAGCGAGACGGUGCGGGACCUGUUCGAGGCGUUCGGCGGCCUCGUCGACCUCGUGGCGGUCGCUGCGGGCAGCCCCUGCCAGGACCUCGGCAGGAAGUCCUCGCUGUUCUACGAGGUGCCGCGUAUCCUGGCUCUCCUCGCCGCCGUCUUCAGGGACAGGCUCGUUUGGUUCGUGGAGAACGUGGCCAGCAUGUCCGACGUCAACGUGGAGCUGAUCUCGGAGGCGCUGCAGGUGAGGCCGACGCUGGUGUGCUCGUCGGUGUUCGUGCCGUGCUGCAGGCCGCGCCUGUUCUGGACGAGCUGGGGCGCCACCGCAUCGGCGCCUCUUCGGCUGACCGACCGCGGGGUCUACAACGAGCUGGUGGGCCCUGGCGUCCCGCUCAUGGACCUCGCGUGGGAGGGCGAGGGCUGCUCUGGGCCAGGGAGACCGAGGUGCACCUCCCUAGCCACCAAGGGCUCGAACCCUCAGGACGCCUCCGACGCCAGGGCCUUCCUCCUCGGCACCAGCUUCAGUAUUCACGUCGUGGCAUGGUUGUGCCAGCAACUCCAGCACCGCCGCGGCGCGCUGAACAGGGAGCUGUCGUUAGAAGAGGUGUCCCCCGUCCGCGAGUGCCGGGCGACAUGGGGCCAGGCGGGGGCCUUCGUCACGGAGCCAGGGGAGCCGGACACCGCGGAGGCGAGGCAGCCGGUCCUGCACUACCUCAGCCGCGCGGAGAAGGGCGGGUCGGACGUCAGGCUGGACUACGGCGUCCCCUACCGCCCGCGAGGUUGGCCGAGGACGAGCCUGGACCCGUUCGUGUGGAAGUGGCGCGUGGUGGUCAGCAUGGCGUGGCCCGGCCGGAGCUCCACCCACAUAAACGUGAGAGAGCUGCAGGCGGCCACGUCGGCGAUCAGGUGGCGCGCCCGCAAGGUCGCGAAGCACGGGGGCAGGUUCUUGCACCUCGUCGACAGCCAGGUGGUCGCGGCCAUCGUGACAAGGGGCCGCAGCAGCAGCAGGAAGCUCCAGCCCAUCCUGAUGCGCUGGAUGGCCGUCGUCGUGGCGGCCGACAUGUACCCACUGAUCGGCUACGUGGUCUCGGAGGACAACCCUGCGUGGCUCGAAGCCCAGGAGGCGAGGGCGACCCGUGCCGCGCGCGCGGCCGCUCACCGCAGGCCCGUGCCCGUGAGGCGCCGCGGGACGCGCUGCCAGACUCUCUCUUCCCUGAGGGUGUCGGCGGAGACGCGGCGGCGCUACGGGCGGGCUCUGCGGGCCCUGCUGGCCCACUUCGGAGCCGAGCAGGCGGGGGCGGACGCCUUGCGCGGCGACCCCGAGUGCGCCGACGCCCUCGUCGCGGAGUACCUCGAGGGCCUGUGGGCCUCUGGUGCGGGCGUCGCGGCCGCCAGCAACACUCUGGCAGAGGUGUGCUUCGCGGCGCCUCGCCUGAGGCGACACCUCGACCUGAGCUGGGCUCUCCUCAAUACAUGGAGGCAGCAUGAGCCGGCGUCCAGGGUGCUGCCGCUCACGACCCAGGCCGUCGCGGCCAUGGCGGGGUUCGCUUGCGCGGCAGGCGCUUUCGACGUGGCCGCCCUCCUUCUCGUCAACCUUGAGGGCAUGCUCCAAGGCGCGGAGGUGUUUGCCCUGACGGUGGGCGACAUCGUCGACCGCGGCGAGCUGUUCGUGGUCCGGAUCAGCUCGUCCAAGACCACGGCUGGCAAGGACUGCGCAGAGGCAGUCGUCGUCCGCAGCAGGAUGGCCGUGGCGCUCCUGCAGAUUGCGGUCCGCAACCUUGGUGCAGGUGCGCGGCUCUCCACCGCACGCCUGUGCAUCGAGGGCGCGGUGGCCGGCUCAGUGCACGCCCAGCCCGGAGCGAGGCAGCCCGCGCCGUUGCGCGAGGACUGCGGCUCCUGCAGCUGGCCAUUGUAA